Molecule: messenger RNA, 1576 nt
Organism: Oncorhynchus kisutch (coho salmon)
Lineage: Eukaryota; Metazoa; Chordata; Actinopteri; Salmoniformes; Salmonidae
Product: fish-egg lectin-like
Exons: 6
Coding region: 1-717 (238 amino acids)
Source: RefSeq, a predicted model, not a curated record
AUGGUGAAGGCUCCGUGGGACAAAGUAUGUGUUCAACCAAACUGCAACCAGACUUAUACCGUAGAUCUACAGAGACAUCAUGAGAGCCACUGCAGCCAUCCUAUUGAUCCUCUGUCUCCUAGCCGCCAGUCAUGCCUGGGACUGUCAGCCUGUAGUGGAUAUCAAGAAUCUGAUGCAGAUCGAUGCAGGACUGGGGCAAAUGGUUGCUACGAACACAAGUCAAACCCCCUACUACCUGGCAGUCUGAAGCAAGUGGAUGCUGGGGGCAACCAGUUUAUUGUGGGGGUCUACAUGAAAGAUACUUCAUUCUGUCUGACAAGUAGUGCCACAGUUGGCUACAAGGGUCCAAGCUCACCCCUUCCAUGGACAGGAUUGCCAGGAAGUGUGAAGUAUUCUAGUUGCGGACCUUUUGGGUGCUGGGCAGUCAACAAGAAUGAUGAUAUCUUCUUAAUGAGUCUGAAUCAAGACUGUCAAAACAACGGGUGGAGUCACAUUGAUGGCAAUCUUUCCAUGAUUGAAGUGGCAACUGAUGGUAGUGUCUUUGGGGUCACCUCUGCGGGUAGUGUUUAUACCAGAGACGGCAUCACAGCCAGUAAACCAGAGGGCACUGGAUGGAGCCAUAUCCCAAUGUGCAUGAUAAUGAAGCAUGUGACCUACGACCUGGGCCGUCUUUGGGUCGUCUCCAAGUCCGGCUUCGCCAUGGUGUGCCCACAUUAGCCUCUCCUUUUCAGCUGAAGGCCGUUCAGAAUCUGACAAGUUCACUUGCUAACUCAUUGAUGUUGGUUUCUGGAAGAGCCUUCUGCUUGAGAAAUGUUUAUGUUAUUUCACAAGAUCCCUUAAUACAAAAACAAAAUUUAUUUAACUAUACUUUUCAGUACCUUAUCUCUAUCAAUAUUAAAUCAAUGAUCUUAUUGAGAUGAUAAAAAUGUUCGGUGAAGAUUUAUUCUCACACACAAUUGACCAGCAAUAGCAUUAUUUAAGUUGUGUGCUAUUUUCUUGAUCAGUCCUUGAUUAACACCUAAAUAGAUCUUUGCCAUGGAGGCUAUUUAACUGUACUGUAAACUAGGGCACAGUCAUGUUGCUCACAAUCCACAUGGGGUUUGCUGUUCUUCAGAGGUCAUCAAUAGGGUUGGAUGAAAUCCUUGUUAUUGCUCAUUAUCUUCUAUAAUUUCCCUCAAAUAAAGCAUUCAUUUUGAAACUAAUUUCAGUGGUUUUAAAUAAUAUUGAACAGGGGGAUUUAAGGUAGCUGUGCAAAGAUCCAGUUAACAAUCUGUUUUGUGAAUCUUCUUACUCAGAAAGUUAAAUAUGACUAGAGAACUAUAGUUCUACAGUGUGCAGGAACAGUGAACCUUUAGUUCCCUGAUGCAUAGUUUGAUUUACAGGUUCCCUAUUAAUGUAGUGUCAGGGACAUACAGUGGUGUAAGAAUACUUGAAAGUACUACUUAAUUAGUUUUCGUGUUUUACUAUUUCUAUAUAGACUACCAAUCAAAAGUUUGGACACACCUCCUUAUUCAGGGGUUGUUCUUUAUUUUUGUUAUAUUCUAGAUUGUGGAAUAAUAGUGAAGACAUCAAUACU